UACGAAAUUUUUAAAUAAUAUACAUAUUAUAUUAUAUAACUAUGUCUCUGUCGCGAUCGUUACAGUUGUUUAGAGCUUCUCAAAAAUACAAAUGUAAUCCUGCGUUUAUGUUACGUCUGAAAGAAUGCUAUUCGUCAAACGCAGAGUCGUUCCUAUGCGGAGCGAACGCAAACUUCUUGGAGGCCCAGUAUUUAGAUUGGUCGAAAUCUAAAGGAUCGAUCGAUUCGUCCUGGGAUGGAUUUUACGACAGCGUUUGCGGGCCUGCUCUGAAGAUUGAUGAGGUGCAAGAUGAGUUCAGUCCUUCAACUGUCCAACCGCAAACCGGCGGCCAGAAGGGUCAGCAAUCCGAGGAUGAACUUCGCGAGACGAUAAGACUAAACUUGGCUGUGAUGAGCCUUAUUCGAAGUUAUCAGGCUAGAGGGCACUUCCUCGCGAAGACAGAUCCGUUGAACCUGACGUUGCCAGCCAGACUCAUUGCCCAGACUAAGCACUUGCCGUUGGACACGCAGGGAAUCGAGACCGUGGUCGUGGCUCGAGAGCUGACGAGUGCAUUGAAGGAGAAACACAUGGACAGGGUAUUCGAAUUACCACUUAGAACGUAUAUUGGAGGAAAAGAAACUCGAUUGCCUCUCAGGGAAAUCAUUAAACGUUUGGAGAAUGUUUACUGCCAGUCCAUCGGCAUGGAAUACAUGCACUUGAACGAUGUGGACGAAGUGCACUUCCUGCGCGAGCGUAUGGAGACGCCCGGCGCGCUCGACAAGUCCAACGAAGAGAAACGACUCAUCAUGAGACGGCUUACUAAGGCUGUUUUCUUGGAAAAGUAUUUCGCGACCAAGUGGCCGUCCGAGAAGAGGUUUGGACUUGAGGGCGGUGAGAGCAUGAUCGUGAUGUUAGAGGAGAUCGUGGACACCAGCACCAAGCUCGGGAUCCAGUCCAUUGUGAUGGCUAUGCAGCAUCGAGGUCGUCUGAAUAUGUUGGUGAAUGUAUGUCGCAAGCAGCUGACCGAUGUGUUUGCUCAGUUCAAGCCCAUGGAGCCUAAAGAACCGGGUUCCGGAGACGUGAAGUACCAUUUGGGCACGUACAUCCACCGGUUCAUCCGGCGCACCAACAAGUACAUCAAGGUGUCGAUGAGCUGCAACCCCUCCCACUUGGAGACGGUCACGCCCGUCGUGGUGGGCAAGGCCAAGGCUGAGCAGUUCUGGAAGGGCGACAACAAUGGAGACCAGGUAAUGGCUAUUAUAAUGCACGGCGACGCGGCGAUGUGCGGGCAGGGCGUGGUGUACGAGACGUUCACGCUGAGCGCGCUGCCCAACUUCACGACUCACGGCGCCAUACACAUCGUGUGCAACAACCAGAUCGGGUACACCACCGACCCGCGCUUCUCCAGGAGCUCGCCCUACUGCUCCGACAUCGCGAAGAUGAUCGACGCGCCGGUGCUGCACGUGAACGGCGACGACCCCGAGGCGGUGGCGCACGUGGCGCGCCUCGCCAUCGAGUACCGCUGCAAGUUCAAGAAGGACAUCGUGCUCGACUACGUCUGCUACCGCCGCUUCGGACACAGCGAGGAGGACGAGCCCAUGUACACGCAGCCCUUCAUGUACAAGAUCAUCAAGGGAUUGAAGACCAUUGAUGUCAUAUACGGCGCAAAGUUGAAAGCGCAAGGCAUAGCCACUGAUGCAGAUAUCAAGGGCUGGGAGAAGGAGUACAUGGACACGAUGAACACGCACUUCGAUGCUUCCAAGAAGAUCACCAAGCUGAGCAUCAUGGACUGGGUCGACACGCCCUGGACCGGUUUCUUCGAAGCCACUGAUCCUAAAAAGAUAAAAGAGACUGGUAUUAGUCAGGCGGCAAUAAAUACAAUAGCUGGUCACUUCUGUAAGCCGCCAGAACCUUGGGCCUUCGAACUCCAUCCGGGUGUCGCUAGGAUAUUGGCCAACCGAGAGAAAAUGGUCGCAGAGGGUAUAGCGGACUGGGCGAUGGGUGAAACACUGGCUUACGGCUCGCUGCUCAGAGACCAGAUCCACAUCCGCUUCACCGGCGAGGACGUCGAGCGAGGCACGCUCGCACACAGGCAUCACGUGUACCACCACCAGAGCGUGGACGGCGCCACUUACCGCGUCCUCGACUUCCUGUAUCCCGACCAGGCGAAGUACUCGCUCCAUAACAGCUCUCUGUCUGAGUUUGGUAUUUUGGGUUACGAGUGCGGCUACUCGUACUCCAGCCCGCACCUGCUGUCCAUCUGGGAGGCGCAGUUCGGGGACUUCGCGGACACGGCGCAGCCCGUCUUCGAUACUUUCAUCGCCAACGGCGAGAGCAAGUGGAUCUGCCAGUCCGGCAUUGUCGUCCAACUUCCGCACGGCAUCGACGGCGCGGGGCCGGAACAUUCGUCAGGACGCAUUGAACGGUACUUGCAGCAAUGUGACGACGAUGAAUCAUACAUCCCCGAUCUGGAUGAUAAGGACAUGGCACUGAAACAACUGCGUGCCUGUAACUGGAUCGUUGUUCACCCGACUGUGCCUGCGAACUACUUCCACAUGAUCCGUCGGCAAAUCGCCAUGCCCUUCAGGAAGCCACUGAUCGCGAUGACUCCGAAACUUGGACUCAAGCAUCCCUACUACCGGUCUAAAUUCUCUGACUUCCUUAUUGGAACUGAAUUUAGAAGAGUAAUCCCUGAAGAUGGACCAGCUAGCAAGAAGCCAGAGAAUGUUAAAAAGUUAAUUUUCUGUGCGGGUAGCGUUGCGAUUAAGAUAAAUGACGUAAGGAAAGAGAAGAAACUUGAGGAAAAGAUUGCUAUUUGCCGUAUUGAACAGUUGUAUCCGUUCCCGUACGACUUAGUGCUCAAAGAGUUCUGUAAAUACGAGAAAGCUAAAAAGGCGUGGUGUCAGGAGGAGCACAGGAACCAAGGCGCUUGGUUAUUCUGCAAAGUACGAAUGGAGAAUCUGUUCGAAGAGAAAAUAGAAUGUAUCGCAAGACCUUCAAGUGCGGCAUCAGCGACUGGGAUCAAAUGGAUUCAUGCAAAAGAAUUUAAGGAACUUAAAGAUAAAAUUGUCGCUGGUUGCUAAUUCGGUUAAAAUGUCCGAAAAUAAAAAUUGUUGUAGUAGUUUUCAAAUAAUUCUUAUCAUUUCCAUCUGGCGAACAACCUACAUUUGUCACUUGAAUGGGAUUAUGUGCAUGCUAGGAAUCAGUGGCACUAAGUUUAAGUGGCUCGUAGAGACAAAAAACUUCCGACACACCAAACCGAACCACAUUAACAUUCAUUGUUUUGUAGAGCAACGUAAUAGAAAUGAGUAUUUAGAAUUCGAUGAUACGUUCUGUCCUCCUUUUAUACUUAUAUUUAGUUUGUUCACUUUGGCUAUAACUUUUUGAAUAUUGUGUUUAUAGAACAAUAUUUAAAGUAUAUACAAGUCGAGGUGAAUGCAGUCGGAAGUGAGGGUAGAACACUGGAUUCUUGUAGUAAUCACGUUCGAUCAAUAUUGUCUUGUUUACAUGUUAUUUAUCGUACGUUAACUAUCAAAGGAACUAUUUUUAUUACAGGGACAUAAUGUUGCCUAAAAAUAAGCAAUGGUAUGCUUAAAUGUUAGUUUUUGGUGUGGAAGUUGUAAAUAAAUUGUCUAAAGAACUUUUUUGACGUAAAUAUAAUUUUAAAUACGAA
This is a messenger RNA of Trichoplusia ni (cabbage looper), 3652 nucleotides long. Its product is annotated as 2-oxoglutarate dehydrogenase, mitochondrial-like. Gene Ontology annotation, biological process: tricarboxylic acid cycle. The record is from RefSeq and is a predicted model, not a curated record. The transcript is spliced from 22 exons. Gene Ontology annotation, molecular function: thiamine pyrophosphate binding; oxoglutarate dehydrogenase (succinyl-transferring) activity. The coding region runs from base 42 to 3062 and encodes 1006 amino acids. Gene Ontology annotation, cellular component: oxoglutarate dehydrogenase complex; mitochondrion. Lineage: Eukaryota; Metazoa; Arthropoda; Insecta; Lepidoptera; Noctuidae.